Messenger RNA from Cutaneotrichosporon oleaginosum, 826 nucleotides. RefSeq lists its product as uncharacterized. Lineage: Eukaryota; Fungi; Basidiomycota; Tremellomycetes; Trichosporonales; Trichosporonaceae. The record is from RefSeq and is a predicted model, not a curated record.
GGCUGCGGAACUUUGACCACCGUUGAGCGUUGGCCGCGAUGUGCGGCUGUCGUUGACGCCAUUUGGUCCUUGACUCUUGGACCAUGAAACAGGGCCGAGAGCAAGAUGGUAUGAGCGACACGAGGAACAGUAGUCGGCCAAGUGGCUGGGCCCGUUACUUUCGCGGCAUGGCAGCCUUUGAAGGGUCACUGUUGUACCGUUGAGACCAUGGGCAUCGCGGCUUGUCGGAUGCCGUCAUCUUCGGUCAAGACGCCUGCGCUCCGAGUGUGAAGGGUUGCUCGCUGCAACACGUCACUCUCGUAUUUCCUGUGAUCGUAUGCAGCGUUGCUCUGCGAUCUGCGAAGCCAACGUCCUUUGGGUGAAAAUGCACGCUGCAGCACAACAUGCCGUUGGGGGGAGGGACGAAGGAUCGUCGUCGCUGAUGUCACGGCUGACACGUGAAGGCACGAGGCUGGAUCGCGAUCGGCCAGAUCUCGGAAGCAGAGUGGGGACGGUUGCUGGAUCGCUGGAUCGUGGGUUACGGGUCAGUCACAGUCCGUCCGUGUUCUCGUGGGGUCACGCUCGUCCGACAGGCCGACGACCGGCUGCGUCGGUGUAUCAAAGGAGUCCGAGGGUCGACGUCGGCGCACGUCUAUUGUUCGGCCUCGUGGGCCAGCGUGUCCGUGCGAACGCGAACAAAGGCACAGCGUUUCGGACUCGCUUCGCACCGCGACGAGGGUCACGGACAAUGGCUGGCGGUCACCAGGGUGUCAUGGUGACAAGCGGACUAGUGCGUCUUGCCUGAUGGCUUGCAUGGCAGGACCGCUUCUGAGAGGGCGACGGAGAC